Molecule: messenger RNA, 2243 nt
Organism: Dipodomys spectabilis (banner-tailed kangaroo rat)
Lineage: Eukaryota; Metazoa; Chordata; Mammalia; Rodentia; Heteromyidae
Gene: Igf2bp3
Product: insulin like growth factor 2 mRNA binding protein 3
Exons: 14
Coding region: 44-1561 (505 amino acids)
Biological process (GO): nervous system development; regulation of gene expression
Cellular component (GO): cytoplasm; cytosol; nucleus
Molecular function (GO): mRNA 3'-UTR binding
Source: RefSeq, a predicted model, not a curated record
CAGGGAUUCCCACUUGAUGUGUAUAUGUUGAUAGAAAAAAAGGAUGACAGAAAUAAGGAUUCGGAAACUUCAGAUCCGAAAUAUCCCACCUCACUUACAGUGGGAGGUGCUGGAUAGUUUACUAGUCCAGUAUGGAGUGGUGGAGAGCUGUGAGCAAGUGAACACUGAUUCCGAAACUGCCGUUGUAAAUGUAACGUAUUCCAGCAAGGACCAAGCUAGACAAGCCUUAGACAAACUGAAUGGAUUCCAGUUAGAGAACUUCACCUUGAAAGUUGCCUACAUCCCCGAUGAAAUGGCUGCCCAGCAGAACGCCUCGCAGCAGCUCCGAGGGCGCCGUGGACUUGGGCAGAGGGGUUCAUCCCGACAGGGGUCUCCCGGAUCAACAUCCAAGCAGAAACCCUGUGACUUGCCUCUGCGCCUGCUUGUUCCUACUCAGUUUGUUGGAGCCAUUAUAGGAAAAGAAGGAGCCACUAUCCGGAACAUCACCAAACAGACCCAGUCUAAAAUUGAUGUCCACCGUAAAGAGAAUGCAGGGGCUGCCGAGAAGUCCAUUACUAUCCUCUCCACCCCUGAAGGCACCUCUGCGGCUUGUAAGUCUAUUCUGGAGAUUAUGCAUAAGGAAGCGCAAGAUAUAAAAUUCACAGAAGAAAUCCCCUUGAAGAUUUUAGCACAUAAUAACUUUGUAGGUCGUCUUAUUGGCAAAGAAGGAAGAAACCUUAAAAAAAUUGAACAAGACACAGACACUAAAAUCACGAUAUCUCCAUUGCAGGAAUUGACGCUGUAUAACCCAGAGCGUACCAUCACAGUGAAAGGCAGUGUUGAAACCUGUGCCAAGGCUGAGGAAGAGAUCAUGAAGAAAAUCAGGGAGUCUUAUGAAAAUGAUAUUGCUUCUAUGAACCUUCAAGCACAUUUAAUUCCUGGAUUGAACCUGAAUGCCUUGGGUCUGUUCCCACCCACUUCAGGGAUGCCACCCCCCACCUCAGGGCCCCCUUCAGCUAUGACUCCUCCCUACCCACAGUUUGAGCAAUCGGAAACGGAGACUGUGCACCUGUUUAUUCCAGCCUUAUCAGUCGGCGCCAUUAUCGGCAAGCAGGGCCAGCACAUCAAACAGCUUUCUCGAUUUGCAGGAGCUUCAAUUAAGAUUGCUCCAGCUGAAGCACCAGAUGCUAAGGUGAGAAUGGUGAUUAUCACUGGACCACCAGAGGCUCAGUUCAAGGCUCAGGGAAGAAUUUAUGGGAAAAUAAAAGAGGAAAACUUUGUUAGUCCUAAAGAAGAGGUAAAACUUGAAGCUCAUAUCAGAGUGCCAUCCUUUGCUGCUGGGAGAGUUAUUGGAAAAGGAGGCAAAACGGUGAAUGAACUCCAGAAUUUGUCAAGUGCUGAAGUUGUUGUCCCUCGCGACCAGACACCUGAUGAAAAUGACCAAGUUGUUGUCAAAAUAACUGGUCACUUCUACGCUUGCCAGGUUGCCCAGAGAAAAAUUCAGGAAAUUCUGACUCAGGUAAAGCAGCACCAACAGCAGAAGGCUCUGCAAAGUGGACCACCUCAAUCAAGGAGGAAGUAAAGGCUCAGGAAACAGCCCACCACAGAGGCAGAUGCCAAACCAAAGACAGAUUGCUUAACCAACAGACGGGCGCUGACCCCAUCCAGAACCACAUGCACAAGUUUUUACCUAGCCAGUUGUUUCUGAGUACCAGGCAACUUUUGAACUCCUGUCUCUGUGAGAAUGUAUACUUUUAUGCUCUCUGAAAUGUAUGACACCCAGCUUUAAAAAAGAUAAGGGGGAGGGGGAGAAAGAGAAGAGCUCUGCACUUCCCUUUGUAAUCUCACAUAUAACAGAUAUUCUAAUUCUUCUUGAUAUCCCUUAUAUAAUGCCAGAAAUUGGCUUAAAUCAUGAAGCCACUAAAUUCAUCAAAUGAAUAAAUUAAAAGUAGAUUGCUCCUAAAUCCAAUUGUCAAAUUGGAUCCAAAUCCAAUUACCACAGGAACUUAAUUAAAUGUUAAGUCAUUAGCAUAGAAAAACCAUUUCAUUUUUAUCUAACACUAACAACACAAAUAACCUAAGGGAAGUGCUAAAUGGUGUUGGCAGGGGAAUUAAAUGUGCAUUUUUACUCAACUACCUCAGGUACAGUAAUACAGUGAAAAGCAAAUUGUUCCUUUUUUGAAAAUUUUAUAUACUUUAAGUCCAACCAUUUUUUAAAAAAAAAAUUAAAAUUCAGUAACCUCUAUCAGCUAAUAGGCAAAUAA